AUGGGAAAGAGAGCUUCUGACGGCAUUGGCUUGGCAUACUGUAAACUAUUGGCUAAGCAAGGAUUUAAUAUCCUUAUGAUCUCACGGUCUGAUGAAAAACUUAAGACUGUCUAAAAGGAAGUGUAAGCCUAAAACCAGGAUGUCAUUGUCAGCUAUGAGGUUCAGGAUCUUGGAAAACUUAGUACUUAUAAAGAAUACGUGGAUAGAUUUUAGAAAGUUUUUUAGAGCAUAGAUGUUGGUAUUCUAAUUAAUAAUGCAGGAAUCGGUUUCACAGGAUCAUACCUGCAAAUGACUUACGAAGAAGCUGAAGCAGUAUUUGCACUAAAUAAUUUCCAUGCAACUUACCUAUGCAAGAUGCUAAUGAGCACAUAAACCUCAAGGAAUGAAAGGACAGGGAUUAUCGCUGUUGCCAGUUUGAUGGCAUACUAUCAUUUUCCUUGGCAUAUUUAUUAUUCCUGCACUAAAAGAUUUAUCGAAUAUCUUUAUCAAGGUGUCAAUUUUGAAGCAUAAGCUGAUAUUAGAACUAAGGGUAAAUUUGAUGUUUAAUGCUAUUUGCCUGGAUUUGUAGCCACCAAACUUAGCAGAAAAGAAGUUGGGUUUACUAUUCCAGACACAAUUACAGCUGCUGAAGGUGCAUUAAAAGAUUUGGGUAGGAGGGAAAUUUCCUAUGGAGUUAUUGAUCAUCACAUUUUAGGUUGGCUUAUUAAAUUCUUAGUAAAAACUAUCCCAGAAUCCAUAAUAGGCUUUAUCUUGAUGAAAGAAGGAGAGGCUACUCACAAAAAAUUGAGAUCGAAGGGUUAUUCUUUUAUUUGA
Stylonychia lemnae is the source of this 813-nucleotide messenger RNA. Lineage: Eukaryota; Ciliophora; Spirotrichea; Sporadotrichida; Oxytrichidae. The record is from the annotation of a GenBank genome assembly.